This is a messenger RNA of Symbiodinium sp. CCMP2456, 1635 nucleotides long. The record is from the annotation of a GenBank genome assembly. NCBI's taxonomy places the organism in Eukaryota, Dinophyceae, Suessiales, Symbiodiniaceae.
AUGUUGCGUGUUAGCCGAGUGUCGGGAGAGCCUGUCCUCGAGCUGGGACAAGACGAGUAUCAUGCACUGACGUCCUUUGGCGGUGGUGCAGUGCGGGCAUUGAAGCAACGUGUGAGGUGGGCAACCGGGAUUGGCAUCUUCAGACAGUCGCUCGUUCGCCAGGGUUGCGUGCUGAAGAAACACGAUAAGUUGGAAUUUCCACUGGACCUGCAGCUAGUGGUCGUGCCAUUUUUGACCGAGAUGUCUAACAAAGAAAUGAAAGCAGUGCACCUCGCCGUGCGCGAAGAUGACGCACGCCGACUCGAGGCCAUCCUUCAGAAAGGUCAUGACCCGGAUGCAUGGUUGUUCUAUGGCAGGACGGCCUUGCACAAUGCCCAAGCGGCAUGCACUCGUCUGCUGAUAGAGGCCCGCGCAGGGCUAGACAUUAAGGAUUCAGAGGGUUCGACUCCUCUGCAGAUUGCACUCAAGGAAAAGAACCUAGAGGUUGCCGGCUUGCUCCUCUCGGCUGGCGCAGGGAUUAGCGGAGCUCAGCGUGAAGCUUUCGCGUCCGUUGAAGUCGCAAACUUUUUGCUGCAAGCAGGCCACAUCAAUGUGAACGAGCCGGGUGAUGAUGGCAGCACGCUCCUACACUGGGCGUGCCGUCGGGGUCAUGUGACGGUUUCGCAAGCUAUCUUAGAAGCCCGAGCUUCCAUCAAUGUUACCGACUCCCGAAGCGCAACACCGCUUUUUCUCGCAGCUGACUUUGGGAAGGUGGAUACGGUACAGAUGCUCAUCCAGGCGGCAGCAGACUUGGAUCAUGCGACGGCAUGCGGAACAACCGCUCUCCAGAUCGCACUGGGCAACCGUCGCUUGGACAUCGCACGACUGCUAUUGGAAGCUAGGGCUGAUUGGAGCUCGUCUCCAGAUUCGCAUCAAGCGCCGGCCUUGCUGAUCGCAUCCGAACAGUUUGACUGGUACAUGGUCCGUUUAUUGCUGGAUGCAAGAGCCAGCAUAGAUGCUGUUGAUGCUCUUGGGCGGACAGCUUUGCACCACGCCUUUCUGAAGCCGCAGGAUGUAGAAUCCAUGGACAUGGCGCGCUUGCUGAUAGAAAGGACAGCAGAUGUGAACAAGACGCUCGAUGCCGAUGGCUGCGCCCCUUUACAUUGGAUGUCACAGGCUGGCAGGUCAGACAGGGUUCCUUUUCUGAUGGAGGCCAAGGCCGAUCUCAACUUAAAGAACUGCAGAGCCGAGACGUCCCUGCACUUGGCAAGCAGAAGUGGCCACCACGAAGUCGUCAAGCAGUUGCUGGAACAUGGAGCAGAGGCAGACUUGGCUGACGCCAGAGGCAGGACGCCACUGUUGAGCGCGGCAGAGGUGGGUCAUCCAGAGGCUGUUAGCCUAUUGCUGGCAUAUCGGGCCGAUGUGGGAUGGGCUGAUGCCGACAGUUUCACGCCGUUGCUUGAGGCAGCUUGCCGUGGCAACCUUGAGUGCGCUCGGCUGCUGAUCCAGGCUGGUGCUGAUGUGAACAGAGCCAGCUUGAUAACCGGCGCCACGCCGCUGCACAUUGCACAAAAGCAUGGCAAGCACUCCGUUGCAAGGCUGCUCACAGAUGCUGGGGCAUCCGGUGCCGGAUCUGGUGGAUACCCGGGAGAAUGA